Molecule: messenger RNA, 1185 nt
Organism: Pseudogymnoascus destructans
Lineage: Eukaryota; Fungi; Ascomycota; Leotiomycetes; Thelebolales; Thelebolaceae
Exons: 2
Coding region: 1-1185 (394 amino acids)
Cellular component (GO): cytoplasm
Source: RefSeq, a predicted model, not a curated record
AUGGCGCCUCCCCGCCAGAAAGCGGUCCCAGAAGUUGGAGCACGGCUUCACGACCUCUCCGCCGGACAAGUCGGAAUGUUUAACACGGCGCCUAUCCCCACCCCCCAGGGAGUAAACCUAAACCUCGUAGCGCAGCUCCAGAAUCUCCUCUACCAACCAGGCGGAAUACCCGACGUGUUUCCUGCCGGCCUAACCCAGAUGCCGGGCUUGGAUCCGCACUUACUGGCUAACCUGCCGCCUCCCCCCUCUGCCCCCCUGCCGGACCUAGAGACGCAGUUUCGCGAGAUGUUCGCCAAGUUGGGCGCUGCUAAUGCGGCGCAGGCUGCUGGGCCUGCCGAGCCCGUUGUUCCCGCUGCAUCAAAGAAGUUGGUCGUGGUGUGCUGUCUGGCGACGUGGAUAGGGAAGAAGGAUACGGAGGAUAAGUGGGUUGCGAUGCCAGGGCAGGGGACGAGGAAGGGGUGGGGGAUGGAUAUGGCGAAUCCGUCCGAGAGGGAGUGUUGGAGGAGACAGAUUUGUAAGGGGUUGGAGGUGUUGAAGGAGAUGGAUGGGGAGGGGGUGUUGAUGUUUUCGGGGGGCCCAUGGUAUGACAACAGAAUCUCAGCGGCAAAAUCAUACCGGGAUUUCGCCAGAGCUUCAAACUAUUGGGGCUACCUCAAGGGCGACAAGUACAAAGAUUACUCCUCCCGCAUCAUCACCGAGGACCGCGCCAUGGAUUCCCUCCAGAACGUCAUGUACUCCCUCAUCGAGUUCAACAUCCGCUACAAGAACUUCCCGGAGGAAAUGACGGUCAUCAGCUACGAGCUCAAGCGCCAGCGCUUCGAAAACUUGCACUUCAAGACGGCCAAAGCGAUACUGUUCCCGACGGCGCAGGCAGGUAUCGAUGUCUCAUGGCAGGGAAUCCCGACAUUUAUCGGCAUCGACCCGCGAGAUCUGACGGAGAAUUACAGAUCCGAGAAGGCAAUCGCUAUAGGUGAGCUGGAGAUGCAGAUAAUGGAUCUCUGGACGGGAUCCCCGUAUGGCCUUUCGGAGGAGUUGAUGAACAGAAAGGAGAAGAGGAAUAGGUGGGGGAUCGAUCUCUAUUAUCAACUUGUUUUUGCGGGGGGGGCUGAGCUGGUUGCGGCUCUGGAGAGGAAUGCUAAGGCAGCUCCUCCUAUUGAGGAGGUUAUGGAUAUGAGUGUGAAUUGA